AUGCUUUUGCUGUUUAUGGGCCUAUUAGCCCUCCUUUACUUCGCAUGGAGUAUGGUGAUGAUGGAGAUCAACUAUCGCCGGGCGUCCGCGAUGGGCAUACCAGUCGUGCGAUUGUGCAUUGACUCCCAGAAUCUGCCUUGGAUGAUUCUCGAGCCCCAUCUAUGGCCAUUGCUCGACAAGUUGCCGUUCAGCUUCGGCAGCUUCGGGCGUUAUUCGCGUCGAGGUUGGUUUUUUCUUGAUAAGGGAGCUUCCCAUCGCCGCUACGGUCCGAUCUGGGCCCUUGCAACUCCACGUGAAAUUACCAUUAUUGUUGCUGAGUCUGAGGCUAUCCAUAAUAUAUUUCAAAGACGAACGGAUUUUGUUCGUCCAAGCAUUAUGUAUAAAGUUUUAGAGGUUUACGGUCCUUGUAUUUCUACAGCUAAUGGACAGGACUGGGCACGCCAUAGGAAAAUCGUCGCGACUCCUUUCAACGAAGGCAUCAUGUCUUACACGUGGGACGAAAGUGUGGAGCAAGCUUCACAAAUGCUCGAUGUAUGGGCCGGCGAAGGGUCAAGCGAGAUUAGCAGCGUCUCAGGGGAUACACGUACAGUCUCAUUGAAUGUCCUGGCUGCAACUGGUUUUCGCAAAUCGUAUCCUUUCCUCAGUGCCCAGGAUCAAAGUGGCCCGGCCAAUUACCGUGACUCCUUGCAGACUAUACUCGACAAUGCAAUUCUAUUAAUGGUUGCCCCAAGAAAUCUCCUACACCUGCCGUUUGCGCCAGAGUCGUGGAAGCGACUUGGCAAAGCUGCCAAGGAUUUCAAAAACCAUAUGCUUACGAUGCUCAAUGAUGAGACCAAGGCACUGAAUGAAGGAAAUCCUGGAUCUGGAAGUAUAAUGACGACUUUAGUACGAGCCAUGGAUAUCCAGCAUGAGAGCACCAAAAGCGAGAAGUCCACCACCUCAGCGAAAGGGCUCUCUGUUGAUGAGAUAUUCGGUAAUAUCUUCGUGAUCAACUUUGCUGGUCACGACACCACGGCAAAUACCCUGAGUUUUACGAUGUUACUUUUGUCUGCGUACCCAGAGGUGCAAGACUGGGUAGCAGAGGAGCUCCAAUCGCUCCCAGAAGAUACCAAGGGACUGUAUUCCGAUCUAUUCCCCAAGCUAAAUCGCUGCAGAGCGAUAAUGCUUGAAACUCUCCGACUCUUCCCGCCAGUCCCCUCUCUCCCGAAGUUGACCUACGGCUCUUCCCAACGUCUGAAAGUGGGAGACAAUACCAUAGUAAUUCCUCAAAACUCCGGAGUGCUGAUAAACCUUAUCAAUACCCACACAAGCCCAGAGUACUGGGCUGAUCCAUUCUCCUGGAAGCCAGCACGAUGGGUCACGACCUCAUCUGUAUCCGAGUCUGAUAGUGCCCUCUUGCUGGAGACUGAGCGAAUGUUAACUCCUAAGUUGGGAUCAACUACACCAGCCGAUGAGCGGGUUGUUACCCCGGCGCGAUGCACCUAUUUUCCCUGGGCCGAUGGCGGGCACAGCUGCCCUGGUAACAAGUUUUCCCAGGUAGAGUUUGUGGCAGUAAUGGCCAAGUUGUUACAUCACCAUCGUGUGCGCGCAAUUCCUAAACCAGGAGAAACAUGUGGACAGACUCGGAAUAGAAUUCUGGCUACGACUCAAGAUGUUGAUCUCCAGCUGCUCCUGCGGAUGAAAGAUGCCGAUCAAGUGCGGUUAUCGUGUGUACGUGUCUAA
This is a messenger RNA of Penicillium pulvis, 1722 nucleotides long. RefSeq names its product cytochrome P450. Lineage: Eukaryota; Fungi; Ascomycota; Eurotiomycetes; Eurotiales; Aspergillaceae. The transcript has 3 exons. Gene Ontology annotation, molecular function: oxidoreductase activity, acting on paired donors, with incorporation or reduction of molecular oxygen; heme binding; monooxygenase activity. Bases 1 to 1722 code for a protein of 573 amino acids. The record is from RefSeq and is a predicted model, not a curated record.